AUGAAAAUAGCUACGUUUGAUGGUGAUUUCAUUGAGUGCAGAGCAAUACUCGAUUCUGGAUCACAAAUAAACUUAAUCACAGAAAAACUGGCAAGAAAAUUAAAAUUGCAGUUACACUCAUCACCGUUAUGGAUAGAAGGAAUUGGUAGAAGCAAAAGGGACACAAAAUACAGUGUGACAACAAAAAUUCAAUCUCGAAUUAAUGAUUUCAAUGUAAAUAUCAACGCAUUCGUGAUGCCUCGAAUUAUCUCAGCCCAACCAACACAGUGUCUGGAUACUUCUGGUUGGUCAAUUCCUCAGAAUAUAAAAUUGGCUGAUCCAGACUUCGCGAAUCCAAAUCAAAUUGACUUAUUAAUUGGAGCAGAAUUCUAUCACAGCUUUUUAUCGAUUGGUCAAAUCAAAAUAGGUGAGGGUCUACCUGCACUUCAGAACACGGUUUUCGGAUAUGCAGUGGCAAACGAAGCUGACGACGAAGCAUUGGAUAAUAUACUUACUAAAUUCUGGCAAUUGGAGGAAAUCAAUCAAACGGAUGACAAAUUCACUGAUGCAGAAAAGAAAUGUGAAGAAUCUUUUGCUCAAAACACUCACCACAAUCAUGAAGGGCGAUUUGUCGUGAAAUUACCAUUUAAGGAGGAUACAACUGUUAUUGGUGAGUCCAUGCAGAUGUCGAUGAAUCGGUUUUUUAGUCUUGAACGUCGGCUGUUGAAGAAUUCUGAACUAAAGAAGAUGUACGUUGACUUCAUGCGAGAGUACGAACAUCUCGGCCACAUGGAAAAAAUUAAUCAGGAUGAUAUAAUGCAUCCACAUUACAAUUUGCCACAUCAUUGUGUAAUCAAGGCAGAUAGUACUACAACAAAGCUUCGAGUGGUGUUUGAUGCAUCUGCAAGAACAUCAACCGGAGUCUCACUCAAUGAUAUCAUGCAUAAUGGUCCAGUCGUGCAGAACGAACUCUCAUCCAUUUUACUGCGUUUCAGGAAACCACGCUUCGUUUUUACAACAGAUAUUGAAAAGAUGUAUCGGCAGAUACUAAUUGAUCCAAGAGAUGAAUAUCUUCAAAUCAUUAUCUGGCGAGAGUCAGCAGAAGAAAACUUGUGCUAUUACAAAUUAAAAACGGUAACGUAUGGCACAACAGCAGCGCCGUAUCUGGCAACUAAGUGUCUACAAACCCUGGCCAGAGAGCAUGCCGUUAAAUUUCCGCUUGGUUCCGCUACACUCAGCAAGGAUUUUUAUGUCGAUGACGGUUUAAGUGGCUCAGACAGUCUCAUGGAGGCAAUUGCAACAAAGGAUCAAUUUAUUAAAAUAUUGGCGACAGCUGGUUUCAAACCUCGCAAGUGGUGCGCAAAUAAUUCCCAAUUACUUCAAGGACUGGCUCCAGAAGAUCAAGAAGUGGAUCUCGAUGUCAGCAGUGAGUCACAUAAGACAGUAAAAACUUUAGGCCUUAUCUGGCUACCAAAAUCUGAUCAAUUUUCAAUAAAAACUAACGGACCUACACACAGCAAAAUAACAAAGAGGACCGUAAGUUCUGAAUUGGCGCACAUUUUUGAUCCACUUGGAUUAAUGGCUCCCGUAGUAGUGAAGGCGAAAAUAUUUGUUCAAAAACUGUGGCAGUUAAAACUUUCGUGGGAUGAAGCUCUGCCUGCUGAAAUGCAUACUCAAUGGACCCAUUUUCGUCAGAGCUUAUGUGAAGUAAAUAAUGUAAAGAUUCCACGACAUAUAUUUCAUCAUAAACAACCAAGGAAUACUCAGAUUCAUGUAUUUACUGAUGCCUCCGAAAGAGCCUAUGGAGCUGCCAUUUACAUCAGAGCCGAAAUGACUGAUCGAACUAUCUCAGUUCAGUUACUUUAUUCAAAAUCACACGUCGCUCCACUAAAAACGCAGACAAUACCAAGACUUGAGUUAUGUGCGGCUUUACUAGGAGCACAAUUGGUAGUAAAGGUAAAAAAGGAUUUGGAAUAUGAACAUCAUCCGAUAUAUAUGUGGACUGAUUCUGAGAUAACAUUGCAUUGGAUCAAUUCAGAACCAUCAACAUUCCAAACUUUCGUUGCUCAUCGUAUCAGUAAGAUUCAGCAAUUAACACUAAAGGAACAGUGGAGGCAAGUCAAUACUAAACAAAACCCAGCUGAUUUAUUAUCCAGAGGUGUAGAUCCAAUUUACAUUCAGAAGAAUGCAAUGUGGUUUUAUGGGCCACUUUUCCUUCAUGGAAAUCAAGAAUGCUGGCCCCAACCAUUCCGUCAGGAAUUGAUAACAUCCGACCAUAUACAAGCGGAUGUCAAAAGGAAGGUACAUGUGCUUACAAUUUCACAUGAUGAUGAACUAAUCAAAAUGAUUUAUACGAUAAGGCAUGGAAACUCAUUCAUAAGGUUGCAACGAAUUCUUGGCUAUGUGUUGAGAUUCAUCAAAGGGUUACGUAAUAAGAGCAAGCACAACGACAUCAAUUUGACACCAUUAGAACUGGAUGAGUCAUUACUCAUAAUUAUAAAAGCCAUACAGCUAAGUGAUUUCAAUGAAGAACGACAUCAACUCUUAAAGAAAAGGGAUCUGAAGGGAAGCAGGAGUCUCCACGGACUUUCUCCAUGCCAAACACCCCAUGCUGCUGCCAUAUAA
Teleopsis dalmanni is the source of this 2604-nucleotide messenger RNA. RefSeq lists its product as uncharacterized. Gene Ontology annotation, molecular function: nucleic acid binding. Lineage: Eukaryota; Metazoa; Arthropoda; Insecta; Diptera; Diopsidae. Bases 1 to 2604 code for a protein of 867 amino acids. The transcript is spliced from 2 exons. The record is from RefSeq and is a predicted model, not a curated record.